This is a messenger RNA of Umbelopsis ramanniana AG, 586 nucleotides long. RefSeq lists its product as uncharacterized. Gene Ontology annotation, molecular function: structural constituent of nuclear pore. The record is from RefSeq and is a predicted model, not a curated record. NCBI's taxonomy places the organism in Eukaryota, Fungi, Mucoromycota, Umbelopsidomycetes, Umbelopsidales, Umbelopsidaceae. Gene Ontology annotation, cellular component: nuclear pore. The coding region runs from base 77 to 520 and encodes 147 amino acids. The transcript is spliced from 3 exons.
CAGAGGAACCUACUAAACAUACCACGCAUUUUUCAGAGAAGCAGCUUGGCAACCAUUGAAGGAGUAUUUGGAAACAAUGCCUCAGGAUCAAAAUUACAAGUACUAUGACUUUUGUCUGGUGAAGAUAUUGGACUAUGCUGGUACCGAUCUUCCAUGGUGGAUGGUACAGCGGUAUGAGAAAUAUGACGCUGAGGCUCUGAUCCGCUCAUACCUUCGAUAUGGUGACUGCGAGCGAGCAACGACAUUGAUGAUACGACGAAUCAACAAGCAAAACGACCACAUUCAAGUGUCACCCGCGACAUCCAGCCGAUGGAUGCCAUAUACUCUGAUCGACAGCAUAUUGAAAGAUCUCCAGACGGAUAUUCAGAAUGUCACUGACGAUGCAAAGCGACGUCGCAUGCAACGGCUUCAAGUACAACUUGAGGGAGCUUUGAACACAUACUUUGAAACGAUACGUAGAGAAACUCAUAUGCUAGUCAAUAAGCCUUCAGUCGAACGAGCGAAGCGCCUACGAGUCUAGCUAUCAAUACAAAAAUCAUGACUUGCUUAAAUAAAAUAAAAUAAAAAAGUCCCCCCAGAGCUUUAA